UCGAUCCCACACCGACCGCGCAUCGAGCAAGCACUGUACCACUGGGCUACGUCUCGCCCCUGAUAAUGUGUGUGAGAGUGAAUUGUAGAUAAAUGUAGUUUGUGGUUAGUAGGUUACAACCACCUCUCAACACACUUUCUCAUUGUUAUAUAAGUUACAAAGAGCUACGAGUGGUUCAUAACUUGUGUCAUGUGUAUGCUGGCUUCCUUUCAUCUCUCCGUUUUAUCAAACACAGGGCAAGUGGGAGAUAUACUGCCACAAUCAUGUGGUCUGGCUGUAUCUUCACAUAAACAGAUUAAUCCACCCCUCUCGCCCCGAGUCUGCCCCUUUAACACUUCUCCUUCCCCUUCAAACACCUGCUCACUCCGCAGACAGAUUAUACUAUCCACUACACUCUAUAUAGACAGCUUCAUUUCUGACCAGUCCUUGCAGCCGAAAGACAUUUGCAGCUCUCUGAUUGGCCAGAGGGGGAUUUGUGUACAGUGCCUACCUGAGCACCACAAUGGUGGGAUGUACACAGUACCCAUCGGGUGUUACGGGAGUCACUGCUUGUUGAGUAUGGCCAGAUACCGGGAUGUCAGUGGUCAGUUUACGGACACUUUUACCACGGAUUAAUAAAGGCUGGCUAGAUUCCUCAGCUGAUUUGCAUAUAUGUGUGUGUGUUUGUGAUGUUUGGAGGAGUUGAACGAUGGACACUGUCAUAUGCUGGCCGUAUUAACUUUCUGGCCAGUACCUUCAAGGAUGAUUAGUAAAAUAAACAUCAAAAGUACUUAGGAUUGCCUUUUAAAAUUCAUUUUUAAAUAGCUUGUCAGAAAUGUGAAAAGUUGUUACUUAUGUUUCAAUGGAUUAACUUUUGCUUGAGCCUACUGAAAGUGGAUUAAAGGAUUAAAUAUACACACAUAUAUAUAUAUAUAUAUAUUUAAAUGAAAGCAACCACAUUAAUUCAUCUGGAAAUACAUUAAUAAUAAUUUUUAAAAGUGCUGUCAGUUUUGAAAUCUUCAUACCAUGCCACUUCAAAGAUAAGUUGAAUUUACUGUAUAUUUAAUUAAAAUAAAUGUAAGAACAUUUUGACAGUUUUGUGAAAGGUCUGCCUGCCCAGUUUGUUUGAAGACUUCUUUCAUUAUUCUGCUUCCUGGAAAUUAAACCUUCACUUGGUCAAGACUUGGAAGAAAGAGUCUGAGUGAUCAGAUUAAAAAACAAUAAAAGAAAGAAGAAGUGAAGAGGGUGGAAAAAGGAAGAGCGGAGGCUGUUUGUGUAUCCAACUUGCUGGACUAAGUAUCUGUGAUGGAGAUGACUGUUUACUAUGGCUGGGACAUGCUACUGCUGCUCAUGAUUUAUCCUCUCAUUGUGCCACACAGUUGUAAAGCACUUCGACAAUUUCCCAAAGACUUUGAGGUGGUUUUCACAUCCUACAUCGAUGUCAAUGGCAUGAUCAUCUCUCAUGACCAGCUGAAUCAUUCACGCCGACGCCGAAAUGCACCGUCAUCAUCAUCAUCAUCAUCAUUAGAUCAAGACAUCUUCAUGAACAUCACCGGAAAGAGAGUGCACUUCCAUCUGAGAUUAUCACCAAACAAGAAACUCUUGGCACCGGGAUUUAAAGUGUAUCACCGUCGCCAUGCCAACACCAGUGAUAUCCGUGGCAACACAUUCACAGACAGUACUCAUAACGAGCUCAGAGACUGCAUCUACACUGAGAACCCUCUUCAGUUUUCACUCACUGAUGAAUAUCUUCAGCAGACGUUUAUGUUUGUUUUUAUAGUGGAAUAA
This is a messenger RNA of Gigantopelta aegis, 1767 nucleotides long. Its product is annotated as A disintegrin and metalloproteinase with thrombospondin motifs 3-like. Lineage: Eukaryota; Metazoa; Mollusca; Gastropoda; Neomphalida; Peltospiridae. The transcript has 4 exons. The record is from RefSeq and is a predicted model, not a curated record. Bases 1285 to 1767 code for a protein of 160 amino acids.